UCCGAACGUGCCUCUCCGCUUAUCGAGGUGUGGAUGGAAGCUUAAGUUAAAUUUAAGGUCAUUUAAAAACAAGAAGUCACCGUUCAGGUAUCUAAGAUAUGGCAUUACGGACCUAUGGCGCUUGUGCUCUCUGUCAGAAGGUGUCUGUCCUGAGGAUGAUGUGCAGGGGAAUGAGUGCAACUGCACACCCACAGUCUCAGGUGGAUUUCCUAAAAGGAGAAGUACAUAAGAAGCACCCAGGUGUGACCAACCUGAAAACACUGCACCUACCUGAGGAACUCCAGAUGGCUGCACGGUCAAUUAUUCACAGCGCUCAGGUGGAUCGGCUGACUGACUGCACUCGGAAGCUCACAAACAUCCUGUGGAGCAGAAAACGAGCAGUUGAUGACCUCACUCUGAGGCAGAGAGCUGUAAGACUGGAGAAAGAACUUUGGGACAAAGCAAUAGAGAAUAGAGGAGAUAUAGACGAAGAAGUGGUUCAGGAUCGCGUCAGGAAGAAAGUGUUUUCAGAGCUCAGAAGAACCACCUAUCACUGGACUCCCAUGAAGUAUGAUGAAGAGUUAGGUGUGGUGUACAUGGCGGCUCGGCUGGCUGGGGGCUUCGCAGCAGUGAGGAGAGCAAUAAAUGAGAUAAAGAAGAGGGAUCCCUCUUUUGCCCCUCAGUCUCUCCUGGAUUUUGGUUCAGGACUGGGAACAGUUGUCUGGGCGUCACACUCCUGCUGGGGCGACUCUUUGAAGGAGAUGGUGUGUGUGGACAGCUCCGGGCCGAUGAACGUCCUGGCUGAGCGACUUCUCAAAGGAGAUGAUGAAACAGCUGAACCUCACAUCAAACAUGUAUAUUUCAGACAGUUCCUCCCUGUCUCACCCAAGGUGCAGUUUGACGUGGUUGUAGCCGCCUUCACCCUGUCAGAGCUUCCCAGCAUGAAGGAGCGAGAAGAGGCAGUGUUCACUCUGUGGAGAAAGACAAGCUCGUACCUGGUGCUGGUGGAAAAUGGGACCAAAGAUGGCCAUCAGAUUCUUAUGGAGGCCAGAGACACUUUGUUAAAGAAACAAGAGAAGACUGUCCAUGACACCAGACCAGCGUCUGUGUUUGCUCCGUGUCCUCAUGAACUGAUGUGUCCUAAACUGGCCACCGAGCCCACCACGCCCUGCAACUUCCUCCAGCGGUACCAACCUCUGCCUCUGCGAGGGCGCAAUGAGCAGCAGACGGAGAAGUUCAGCUACUUGAUUCUGACUCGGACAGAACCACCGCAGGCAGAAACAGAAGGCGUGGAUUGGGCCAGGCUGGUCGCACCUGUGCAGUGCAGAACAAGACACGUCCACUGUCGAAUGUGCUGCCCGGACGGACAGCUGCAGCACCUGGUGGUGACAGCACGAAAGCACAGCAGAGAUGUGUACCGCUGUGCUCGGAACAGCGACUGGGGAGAUCAGCUGCCGAUCAUUCAGAAAGACGAUGAUGACGUCCAGACUGAUUCAGAGUGAUGAUUCAGCGAGGAAGAGUAAAAAGCUAAGACUGCCAUCCAAGGACUCAUCAGUUUUUCGAUCAGCAGAACAUUUAUGUUUCCUGACUGGAACUCAUUUGACAACAGAUUACUUAAAUAAAAGGUCACAACCGUG
Messenger RNA from Chelmon rostratus (copperband butterflyfish), 1616 nucleotides. RefSeq names its product methyltransferase like 17 (gene mettl17). Gene Ontology annotation, molecular function: methyltransferase activity; structural constituent of ribosome. The record is from RefSeq and is a predicted model, not a curated record. Gene Ontology annotation, biological process: translation. Gene Ontology annotation, cellular component: mitochondrial small ribosomal subunit. The transcript is spliced from 14 exons. Bases 99 to 1481 code for a protein of 460 amino acids. NCBI's taxonomy places the organism in Eukaryota, Metazoa, Chordata, Actinopteri, Chaetodontiformes, Chaetodontidae.